Messenger RNA from Acanthosepion pharaonis, 1254 nucleotides. The record is from the annotation of a GenBank genome assembly. Lineage: Eukaryota; Metazoa; Mollusca; Cephalopoda; Sepiida; Sepiidae.
AUGUCUAUUUCCCGACACUUCGACCAUUUGAUGAGAAGAGCUUUCCAAGUUGCUGUAUCAAUAUUUAAACUCACUCUUUCUUCGUAUGUCUUAUUGUCACACUUAUCGAUUUCCCCGUUCUCUCUCUUUCUUCCUCUCUAUCACUUUCACACCUUAUAUUUACACUUUCACUUCUUCGCUCUCUCUCUUUCUCCCCCCCCCCUUUACUGUUUUGAUCAAUAUUUCUUGUUACUCUCAUUCUCACUUUUCUCACUCAUACUUACAUUUUUUCUCUUCUUUUCACAGGAUCAAACUAUUUCUCUCUCAUGCCUUUUCGAGUGUCCUAUAAUCUCUCUCUCUCUCUCUCUCUCUCUCUCUCUCUCUCACUCUCAUGUCUCACUGAACAUCCUAAACUAUUUAUCGCUCUCUCUUGCCUUUUCGAGUAUCCUAAAACCUCUCUCAUACAUUUUCGAGUGUCCUAAAUGUCUAUCUGUAUAUUGCAUGUCCCUUCGUGCAUUACUUCUCUUCCUUCAUCUGUUUGUUUCAUUUCCUUCUUCUUUGUUGAUGUUUUCUUCUCUCUUUGCUGUGUUACUGUCUUCUCACCACCUCUUUUCGUCACACUUUUUCUCUCUUUCUCAUAUAUUCCUUCUUUCUUUCUCAACUUUUUAUUUACAUCACUUUUCUGCAUUCUUUCUUUCUUUCUUUUUUCUUUCUUUCUUUCUUUCUUUCUUUCUUUCCUCCAUAUUCCCCAUUUCCCGUUUCUUUCUUAUCUCUAGGUUUUCCGUCACUUUUUCAUUACUCUCUACUUCAUCUUUUUAUUUACAUCAACUUCCUUCCUUCCUUCCAUAUCUUUCUUUCUUUCUUUUUUUCUUUCAUUCUCGACUCUACUCUUUUUCCCUCUCUUCUAUGUCUUUCUUCUUUCUCUCUUUUCUUUUAUUAUAUCUCUUUUCUAAUUUUCAUCUAAUUCUUCAUUUUCCUCUUUCCCGCUUCUUUAUCCCAGUCUCUUUCUCUUUCUUUGCUCUUCUCUUGUUUCCUUGUCUUUUUUCUUCACUUUUUUCUUCCUAUUUUUCUUACUUGGAUUUUUUAUUUCUUUCUUUUUUAAAAAUGUACCCAUUGAUCUUCCUUUUUAACCUUUACACUUUUUCUCUUUUCGUCACUUGUGUGACUUUCUCUUUUUUUCUUUCCUUUCUCUCACUUCUCUCAACUUCUUUCUCUUUAUUUUCUUCUUUUUACUUUCCAAUAUUCUUCUUCCUUCGUCAUCAUCAUCAUUUCUGA